Molecule: messenger RNA, 4580 nt
Organism: Gavialis gangeticus (Gharial)
Lineage: Eukaryota; Metazoa; Chordata; Crocodylia; Gavialidae
Gene: HYCC1
Product: family with sequence similarity 126 member A
Exons: 13
Coding region: 523-2076 (517 amino acids)
Biological process (GO): phosphatidylinositol phosphate biosynthetic process; protein localization to plasma membrane
Cellular component (GO): plasma membrane
Source: RefSeq, a predicted model, not a curated record
UGGGUGGAGAGAGGAAGUGAGCGGACGGUUCCGACCUGGCUCCGUGCCUGGAAGCGGGAGAGAGCGGGGAGAGGGGAAGCGAGGCAGCGGCACAGCCGAGCCGCGGACUGGAUGCGUGUGAUCCCCGCCUUGGAGACCUGUGCAGAGUGACUUUGGACUGAAGGCUGGUUCCCGGGCACACCUCCAGAGGUGGGGAGAGGGAACUUUAUGUGCUGAAUGUAUGUAUUCUAGUGGCACUGACUGCUACCUGUUACUUACCCUUUGCCUGCACGCUGUUACACUCUGAAGGUGUUCCAUUCCUGGCCUGUGAACCAGAUCCAGCCUGAAGAGCUGUGUCAUCUGGGUGGUGGUGGAAUAGUGGUGGGAUUAAUUGCCUUUUCACAGCUAGACAUGGACCCCUUCUAAUGCUUUUCUCUUUCCAGUAUUUCUUAUGAACUACCAGGAAUCUUUAUGAGCAAACUUUAAAUUGAUAAUUAUAGAAGAAGGGCCUAAGGUUGCAGACUGCAGAACAGAUGUGGGAAGAUGUUGGCUGUGGACACGGGGCUUGUGGAGGAGUGGUUAUCAGAGUUCAAGACGCUGCCAGAAGCAUCAAUAGCUAGCUAUGCUACAAAUUUGAAAGAUAAGAGUUCUCUGGUCUCAUCUUUAUACAGAGUUAUUCAGGAGCCACAGAGUGAGCUGUUAGAACCAGUUUGCCACCAGCUUUUUGAGUUCUAUCGCAGUGGUGAGGAACAACUGCUACGGUUCACGCUGCAGUUUCUACCUGAAUUAAUGUGGUGCUACCUUGCCGUCUCAGCCAGCAGAGACCUGCAGAGCAGUGGUUGCAUAGAGGCCCUUCUCCUAGGAGUUUACAACUUGGAAAUAGUGGACAAAGAAGGGCACAGUAAGGUGCUGAGUUUCACAAUUCCAUCCUUGUCCAAGCCUUCUGUGUAUCAUGAACCUUCCAGCAUUGGUUCCAUGGCUCUUACUGAGGGAGCUCUAUCCCAACACGGUUUGUCCAGGGUUGUGUACAGUGGACCUCAUCCUCAGAGAGAGAUGUUAACAGCACAAAAUAGGUUUGAAGUCCUCACAUUCCUCCUGUUGUGUUAUAAUGCUGCCCUAAGCUACAUGCCAGCAAUCUCUCUCCAAUCAUUGUGUCAAAUUUGCUCAAGAAUCUGCGUGUGUGGAUAUCCUCGCCAACAAGUGAGAAAAUACAAAGGAAUAAGUAACAGGAUUCCAGUUUCUUCUGAAUUCAUGGUCCAAAUGCUAACUGGGAUUUAUUAUGCCUUUUAUAAUGGAGAAUGGGAUCUGGCUCGUAAAGCUAUGGAUGAUGUUUUGUAUAGAGCCCAGCUGGAAUUGUAUCCAGAACCACUUCUGGUUGCUAAUGCAAUAAAGGCUUCACUGCCUCAAGGUGCCAUGAAAUCUAGUAAAGAAGGUACUAGGUGCAUUCAGGUUGAAAUUACACCUACUUCAUCUAGAAUAUCAAGAAAUGCUGUGACUAGCAUGUCUAUCCGGGGGCAUAGAUGGAAAAGACAUGAUAAUACUGAUCUAGCAAUUCAAGAAGAACUGAUAGAAGUAUCUGAAAAUGAUGAAGGGUUUUACUCUAGGGCUACUUCUAGCUCAAGCCAGUCUGCCUUAUCAAACAGCAACAACACCAGCAGCAAGAUCCUGUUAGGGAAGAACCAGCGAAGAUCUGGAGGAAGCAAAGUUGGGGGAAAAGAAAAAGAAGGUGCUGGAGAAGUGUGCAGAGAACAGUUUUCUCGCAAACAAACUCAGCGAGCCAUGAGCGAAAAUCUAGAGCUUCUGUCCUUAAAGAGACUGACAUUAACUACUAGCCAAUCGCUGCCUAAGCCUGGCAGUCAUAGUUUGGCCAGAACUACUACCACAGUUUUUAGUAAAUCUUUUGAGCAGGUCAGUGGUGUUGCAGUUCCAAGUAACCGUGGUAGUGGUAGUAGUGUGUCUGGUACAGAAGUAAACAGGUUUUCUGCAUGUAGUCUGCAGGAAGAUAAAUUGAUUUAUGGAAUAGAAAAAACAGAUGUCCCCAAACAAUCAAAUCAGCAGCGACCUCCCAGUAUCAGUAUAACACUGUCAACUGAUUGAUGUCUGACAGACUGGUCAGUAUGAAAAAGGAAUUUAACAAAAUCUCUAAUGUUGGUCCUCUCUACCUUGUGUGCUCCCCUCUUAAAUGCUAAACACCUACAUUCUUUAUCUUGUAAAGUUCAGCUUGAAUUUGACAGUAACAAAGUCUAGAUUGCAAUCUUAGCUAUUUUCUAUUAAAUUUUAAAUGUUAAUAGUGUAGAAAUAGCUCUUUAAGUGGUUUGAGUUUUUUUUUAAGUUUACACCCCCUAUAGUUGCAGUUGUUAACAAGUAUCAGCAAUUUCUUCUUUGCUACUCAGUUUCUUUUGGAAAGGUGGCCAUCUUGGAAUGAAAGUUUGGAACCACAUUGUAACACUCUUGUAUCAUAACACCACCACAAGCCAAACCAUGCCAGAGAAAGUGUUUUAGUGCGAGAGGGGUACUUUUGAUGAAAGGCUAUAGCCUCAACAUACUGUUGCAUGGAGUAUGGCUGCUGUUGUAACUGUGGGCCACAUUUUAAAAACUCUAUUUCUGUCUUGCGCACACUGAAAUCAAAAUCAAAAAAAUGCAAAUUGGAUCUUUUCACACAUGAUGCUUCUUUGUAAAUCCCAUCUUUGAAAUGUGGUCUAAAAAGUCAUACAAUGGAAGAACAAACUUCUGGCGGACAGGAGUGUUCUGUAACCUCCAGUAUUGCCAUCAUAAAAGUGACUUAGUAGCAUAGUGAAUUUCAUGUUUAACUUUCAGUGACUUCCUUACAGAUGUUUGAUCCAAAAAAACCAAAUUUGUUGUUCUGUUGCUUCAAAGUGGACUUUGAGGAUAGGGCUUUUAUUUUUAGCUCAAGAGUUUUUUGGGGAUUUGGGGGUUUGUUUGGGUUUUUUUUAACAAAUCCUUUAUAUAGAAUUCCAUCACUUUUGAUGAGUGAGCUAGAGAUUUCAGCUGCUUCUCUGGGUGGCAAUUACAGUCUCUCACUUUUUACUAUUGCCACACUUGAAUUUUCCUUGAUUUCUAACAUCUGUGUGCAAAAAAGGUAUGUUUUUUCUUGUCAUUUGUGAAAGGAGCAAAUUGUUCUCCCUUACCUGCCCUUCUGCUUUCUUUAUGUCCUCCAGCCUAGUAUGCUUUAUUGCGCAUCAUGAAGAUUAGGCACUAAGCUGCUGCUUGGCAUCAUUGUCAUCAGACCCUUUUUUAAAAUAACUUUGGAGAAAAUGUGUUCAUUAAUAACAGUGUCAGCAUUUUUACAUUGAUCUUGUUAGCCUUUGCUUUUAGUCAAGCAAACCAGUUAAAGGAAUUAAAAUGCUUAAAAGUAAGAAUACUGUUAAAAGAUGUGCACAAAUUAAGUAUCUUGCAAGCACAAAAGCAAAUUUAUAUUGUUGCUGGUUAGAACUUUUAGGCUUCUGUGUCUCCAUUAUUUUGCUAGUUUAAAGUAUAAAAUAGCAAUGUGCUUUAAGGUAACUAUAGUAGUAGUGAGAGGUAAUGUUAAGAUAGCUUUAACAGCGCUUAAUAAUUACAAUGUAUAUGCAAGUGAGGAGAAGAAAAAGCUGGCAAUAAUUGCUCCUUGUAGUUAGGGAGUGUUUAUAGUGUAAUGUUGUGGUCUUUCUCUCCUCCCACCUCCAGGUAAAAUGAAGGAAUAAUUCAUAUCAUUUACACUCAGCCAGAUUUCUACAGUCAAGAAUAUAAAGGGUGCUGAUAUCACAGAGCAAGUUCCAAAGCAUAGGAGAGUUUCCCUAGUUGACUUUUACCUUGUGAUACCACUCUUUCUUGAUUUGAAAACUAAAGCACAAAUUUAAGCAGGCCCAAAUUAUACUGUCUUUCUCCUGAGCAGCUUUUACGAAGAAGAGGUGAGAGGAUGUAGAGGGAGUAGUGUAGUAUGAAAUGUUAGUUGAUCUUUGGUCAUAGCACUCGGAAGCACUCAAACCACAAGUGUCUGAAGUGUAACCAGAAGCCAAUCAGAGGUUUAACUAGUUAAUGCCUACUGAGUUGGAAUUCUACUUUUUGAUCAGAAAUUUCUUCCAGGCUGUUGAGAAGAAAUCUUCUUGUUGGAAGUUCUAGUGACCCUUUGCUGGCUCUUAUAGGUAGAACUAGCUGUCUUCAUCUGAUUUCCUAGCUAUAGGGUAGUGUUUUGUUUCUUUUUUUAACGUUUUGCUUGAAAUACCUGUUUAAGUUAACUUCGUAUUUAAUUUCCUAAUGCCAAGAAAACUCUGUUUUAUUCUGACAGUAUUAAGAAUUAGCUUUGAGAAGACAAUGGUAUUUUAAACGGUUUCUUCUUUUCUAUUUUUUAGAGACUGAUUUUGAAUUAUCUCCAUAGUGAAACUUUUUGAGAUUCAGUAUUUAUAGAAAGGCCAAAAAUUAUUGUACUGGGAAAACAUAGUAAUUUUAUUGGAAAGUUUAUAAAUUAAUAGAAUUGGUUCUUGAAUUGUGUCUAAAAUGCCAUAGGAUACAAGUGGGUAACUUAAUGUUUACAAAGCUGUUGACUAUUAUUAGCACUAUGGAUCAGGUGGUAUUUGCUUAAAAUAAAACCAGUUUAUUCCUUA